This is a messenger RNA of Leishmania braziliensis MHOM/BR/75/M2904, 336 nucleotides long. RefSeq lists its product as hypothetical. The transcript has a single exon. Gene Ontology annotation, biological process: RNA catabolic process. Gene Ontology annotation, cellular component: ribonuclease H2 complex. NCBI's taxonomy places the organism in Eukaryota, Euglenozoa, Kinetoplastea, Trypanosomatida, Trypanosomatidae. Bases 1 to 336 code for a protein of 111 amino acids. The record is from RefSeq and is a predicted model, not a curated record.
AUGGUGCGCAGCUCCAAUGAUGGCCUUUGGCGUGCAACAUUGCGGGGUCGGGCACUGCUGGGAGAGGAGGUGCAACUGCCCGAGGGCUACGCCAUUGCCAUGACGACAGUCACCACAAACAAAACGUUCUCCCCGCCAUCCCCCACCUCUGCGUCGCUUUCCACGUUCAUCACCCCGACCGCCGAGGCAGACGAAAUCGAGACGCCCGAUCAGGUUUCCAUUCAAGCAUGUGCGUCACGCUAUGUGGUAUGGGAACACGAUAAGGCACCGACGGCUGCUGCCACCAUCUCGCAAUGGGUCACGCUAGCGCAGCUGAUCCACACAUCUUCGCAGUGA